Messenger RNA from Gigantopelta aegis, 10961 nucleotides. RefSeq names its product small conductance calcium-activated potassium channel protein 2-like. Gene Ontology annotation, cellular component: neuronal cell body; neuron projection; plasma membrane. The transcript is spliced from 10 exons. Gene Ontology annotation, molecular function: small conductance calcium-activated potassium channel activity; calmodulin binding. Gene Ontology annotation, biological process: potassium ion transmembrane transport. The record is from RefSeq and is a predicted model, not a curated record. The coding region runs from base 35 to 2110 and encodes 691 amino acids. NCBI's taxonomy places the organism in Eukaryota, Metazoa, Mollusca, Gastropoda, Neomphalida, Peltospiridae.
CCUAGGUUCGGCUUUCUAUAUUUCUAACAAUGACAUGGGUACCACCGACCCCCGGGAAAUCCCAGAGUUGACUUUAUCGGCACUGCCUGGCCACGAUGGUCGCGUCAACAGGGGAUACACGUCUCCCGAAAUCGAACUUCAGAACUAUAACCUGGCUUUGGAAACAACACCGCGAGUUAACAAGUCUCCUCCCCCACCAUCCUCCACUGGGAGUAGCAGUGGCAGCAUUCGCUCUGUGAGUCGCGCCAGUUAUCAUCAGCAGCAGCAGCAACAGCAUCAGCAACAGCAGCAGCAUCAUCGUUCCGAGAGCGCGAACGGCUCGACGAGAAGAAUUCUUCUCACAGCAUCGAUGGAAAUAGCGAGGCCGCCGUUGAUGUGUCAAAGUAGCGAAGACGAAAGCAGGACGAGGGAUGAGGAUAGCCAGAGGGAGGAACUGGGUAAACCCAAGCGGGACAUCAUCGUCGACAUCGGCGCCGACUACAUGCGCGUGAACGGCGCCAUCAGCUCGUUCAAGCAGCUACAGAAGCCUGUGUCGAUGCAGUCGCUGCCGACAUCGUCCAAGAUCAGUUGCGCGUCCACGGAGGAGGCCGGGGUGGCUCUGGUGGGGACGUCGGAGUACCAGAAGUACACUGACGAGCGCAACGCCAGGGCGCGGCAGAAGAGCGUGGGGUACCGCCUGGGCAGGAGGAAGGAGUUAUACGAGAAGCGAAAGAAGAUCUCUGACUACUGCCUUGUGUUUGGAAUAUUUGGGAUUGUUACUAUGGUUCUAGAGACGGAACUUACUAUGGCAGACGUUUAUCCGAAGCACAGUUUCUACUCCAUCGCCAUAAAAUCUCUCAUUUCCAUUUCAACUGUGAUAUUACUGGGUUUGAUAUUAGCAUAUCAUGGUUUGGAAAUACAGCUGUUCGCGGUAGACAACUGUGUGGAGGACUGGAGGAUCGCCAUCUCGUGGAGGAGGACAAUUCAGCUGUCAGUAGAAAUUGUGAUAUGUGCCGUGCACCCCAUUCCUGGCUCCUACAGCUUCUGGUGGACGACUCCGCAGACUAAGGACAGGGCGUCCACCAGGACUCUGGUGCCCGUGGACGCGGUCCUGUCCAUCCCCAUGUUCCUCCGCCUCUAUCUCAUCGCCCGAGUCAUGCUCCUGCAUAGCAAACUGUUCACGGACGCCUCGUCCAGGAGUAUAGGGGCGUUAAACAGGAUUAAUUUUGAUACCCGUUUUGUGAUGAAGACGCUCAUGACAAUAUGCCCAGGGACAGUUCUAUUGGUGUUUAUGUUGUCACUGUGGAUUAUUGCCAGUUGGUUGCUCAGGGCCUGUGAAAGUUAUCACGAUGAUAUCCAUGCCAACAUUUUAAAUUCCAUGUGGGUCAUAGCCAUAACUUUCCUAUCUAUCGGCUACGGCGAUAUAGUUCCAAAUACGUACUGUGGCAGGGGCAUAGCCAUAGCAACGGGCGUCAUGGGUGCAGGAAGCACGGCCUUGGUUGUAGCUGUGAUAGCAAGAAAACUCGAACUUAGCAGAGCGGAGAAACAUGUUCAUAAUUUCAUGAUGGACACACAGUUAUCAAAACAGUUGAAGAAUUCAGCCGCCAAUGUUUUACGCGAGACGUGGCUUAUAUAUAAAUACACAAAAGUCGUCAAGAAGGUGAACGCAAGUCGUGUGCGGACGCAUCAACGCAAGUUUCUUCAGGCCAUACACUGUUUACGGAGAGUUAAAAUGGAGCAGAGGAAACUGAUGGAAAACGCCAGCACGUUGAUCGAUAUGGCGAAGCCCGUAGGAAUGGUGGGUUUGGAUUCGAGGGCGGGCGUGUAUAUCUCCAUUCCUCAUGUUGAAUACAACCAGUGCCAGUCUCAUAUACAGGAGAUGGUGACAGAUAUGCAUGGCAACCAGUCGACGUUAGAGAAACGAGUUAACAAGAUUGAAGAAAGUUUGUUGGCGAUGCAGACUCAGCUGGAAGUCCUGCCGCGGCUGAUCGCCCAGAGUCUGUCCCAGCACCAACAGGAACAGCGACAGUGCAGAACAGCAGAACUCCGACCCAUGGAACCUCGGCGAUUCUCUCCCCCUCGUCGACGACGCCCCCUCCCACAGUCAUUGAACACCAGUAGCCAAAUAUAACGAUCACGCGACCAUGCAAGACACCCACGUACCUAGAGGCAGGUCGACGUCCCUCAAUCCCGAUAAUAAAAAUUACAACAAAGACCACCCAAAUGACACGAGACUAUGUGCACAGAGGGACAAGUACCGCGCCCAGUACAAAGCCGAAACUUUCUGAGAAGCCCUCCGAACCAAGGUCCGGGAAGAUUGUGAAGAUUUGGAGUUUGGACUCAAAGGUCUCAAACUAGACUCACUCUGUGUGCAAACUGCAUGCGGUUAGAGACGAGAGUCUUGGGAAUGAGUCAUGAGUUUAGAUUCUUUAAUGUUUACCAAUCAAGAACCGGCAUCAACGGAGCACAGGAAGUUACGGAUCGAAGGCACGCAACAGCGAAAUGUCAGGGAUGAAGUGUUUUCAGACUUAAGACUCGUUUAUACAUUACUGCGACUGCUAUACAGUGGUAAAGUCAUAUUGAAGUUGCAUUGACAGGAAACCUUUAUACGAUUGUGAGUAGUGAUGCUGCCAAAUCAUAAUCAUUCUAAUAAAUAACAACAAGAAACAAAUUGCAACUACAAUAAAAGACGGAUUGAGUUGGUGAAUGACAGAAUUUGAUACAACAUGGUCAUCUCAGUUUAGAAAUAACAUUACCAACAUGACAAACUGAAUGCAAACACCAUCGCCUGGUGUAAAUUCUGUACAAUCCACAUAAUGUUCGCUGAUUUAUGAUAUCAACCACCAACGAAGAACAUUCUAAAGUCUUCAACACUUCAGAGCGAAAGGUUUACGAUGACAUGGACACAUCAUGUAAAAUCUCAUCAAGUUUACACUCAGUGCUGUGACAAAGUCUGGGCGAUGCAGACAGUGUUCAGUUAAAAUGUGAGGACUUUGUCAAAGGCUUUGGUCUGGACGUUACAGCUUCAUAAGCCAAACAAAACGCACCUGACGAAUGGUUCCGAUUCCACGUUCUGUACAGACUGUGGGUGCUGCUGUUUAACACAACAGCAAAUGUUUUGUUACAGUGGUUAAAACGUAGAGUGUUCAUAGCUCAGGAGGUAAAGAAAUUCCAUACAGCUGGUUAUGUGCACCGUUCAACAUGAAAACAAACAGUCGUAAGGACAUUCUAUGCAUUUAGCAGUGGAACAAAUAGUUAAAUGACGCAUAAUUGGGUAUAGCAUGUAGUGUGUACUGUUUAGCCUGAGACCGAGCGGUUUACGCUGAUGGUGUAAUUCUGUACAGUCCACUCUUUACACCAUUUAAUGCAAGAACAAAUAGUUUGCCCUGUUUAAGAUGAGAAUAAAUGUGAUUCAGUAAAAUGGAAACACUGCACUCUGUAAACAAUAACGAAUGCUAUGUUUGUCUGGCAAUGUUUCAACCUUACAGCGUUUAGGAUUAAAACAAAUAGUUUACUGUGAUACGAGAAUUCGGUACAUCCGUAGCUGUUCACACUUAGAUUUUGAAAUUGCUCUCGAGUGAUAUGCGGAUUCUGAAAACCUAAAGACUUAAUGUGCACUGUUUACGAGUGUUUGGAGUGAUAUGAGAACCCUGUUCCACCUAGAGUGUGGUCUGAUUAAGAUUCCUUUGGAAUGGUGUGAAAAUUGUGUACAACAUCAUAUGUAAACUGUUGGACAUUGGUAUGAAAAGUGUGAUCGGUUGGACUGGUAUGAUACUGGCAUUCAACCUGAAAUGUGGACUGUUUUAUGAUCGGUUGGACUGGUAUGAUAGUGGAAUACUACCCGAAGACUGACUUGGUAUGAUAGAAACUCUUUAAAACCUAAAAUGAGGACUGUUUAGACCUGAAGUGAACACCACUGAAGAUUGAUUUUGAGUGAUAUGGGAAUUCUGUGAAACCUGAAAUAAGGAUUGUUCAAGGUUAAUUUUAAGUGAAAACUCUGUAUAACCUGAAGUCAAGACAGGACUGUUUUAACAUUGAUUUUAAGUGACAUGGGAAUUCCGUGUGACCUGGUUUGCAGUGAGCUCCUUGUGGAACCCGGAAGGACACAGCAUGAGGAAGUUGCCUGCUAAUGUGUUUGUCCACUCAGACAAUCCGAUGCGCUAGGAGGCAGACAUUAAUUCUUGGUGGUCGGAGGUAGUUCCAGAAUUCAUCCCAUAGAAGUGGCAGAGACAAUCUUGUUUAUAUAUCCACUAUACAGAAAGUAAAUCAUUUAUUUAAGCCAUGUCAGCAUAAGGGAAUUUGAACGACAAAGCGGUUUUCUGAAAAUAUACGAUAUACUAAACCAGGCUUAAGAUAAAAAUGUACGGUACCUCCCAACCCUUCCCUCCCUUCUCUUCACGUCUUGAUUAAUUCUGGAACAGACCUUACAGAUGAAUGGACGACCUGCACCAGGAAACUGCAACGAUCCAAAAACAGUGCCUUGGGUGUGCUGUGGUCAGUUGACACUGUCGAACUACACGUGAACUGCACGUGCGCUACAUGUAUACAAGCACAAGAAACAAAACUGUGCACAGUAUACGAUCACCAUUCAGUAAACUGAAAAACGCAUCACUCAUAAACGUCAGACACGUUCUGGGGGCUUCAGCUUUCGCUUCUUAGACUGGUUGUUUGCAUCUAACGUUAAACGAAUGUGAUAGCACAUAGAGUACGAUGGAAACCAGUCGAAAUGUUCCAGAGCGUUUACCACCCGAAGACGCCAAAUAGUCGUAUUCUAGCAUUGAAAUAUUCCUUUCCUAAAACAGUCAUAAAUUAUAAGAACACCCACCCACCCCAUUUCCCAUUUGUUCGUCAUCACAUUUUUGGUUUUGGUUUUGGUUUUGUUAUGUGUUGAAGUUAGUGUAUUCAUAAAACAUUUAGUGACCCGACUAAAAUCUUUGAGAAUAUUUUAGGGAAUUAAUCAUACGAUUUUGACAUCAACUUUGUUAAUAAUUGGUCUGCCAUUAUUCACUAAAACAAUAGUAAUAAUACAUUUUAAAAUCACUAUUUUUAUAUCGUCAUUGUAGUGUAACACGUAAGUACAAAUAUAUUGUUUGCUUUUAUUCUAUAUAUUGUAAGUUUCUUUAUCUUGAGUGAACUUAAGGAUAUAUCAUCAAAUAACAUUUCAUUAGUCCAACAGUGAGAUGGUACGUAAUAGCUGGCGCCACAAUCUGAUAACCGAUUUUCUUUGGGACAUACUGUAAAGAGUAACAGAAUUCCAGAUACGAUACCAUUCCCAGAGAAAUAGCCAUCCUCCUUAACUAACUUGCCAAAUAAAAAACAAGAUUUGUUUACGAAAGCUAGUUUAGAAACUUAAUACAAUAUAACUAUUCCAAUAGCAUUCAUGACUUCACAGUAUACAUUGAGGCCUCACACGAAGUAUAAAUUAUAGGGCGAAGUCACUUCUUUCUCAAACUAAGAAAAGAUGAAGCUUUUAAUAGGAAGGAGAUUUGUUUUUCUUUCUUUAAAAGGUCAUUGCCAGGGUGAAGUCAAGCUGAUCAGAGCGAAGUCUUUGCUCACUUCAUCCACUCGCGUGAGGCCUAUGCAUAAUUUUCAAAUGAUUUAGUAACAGGUUCAGUUCUUGCUGUAUAUAUCUGGAAAUACUAGCCUCAAAUAAAUCCAAAUUUAACCUACACCUCAUCUGUCCAUUGCAUAUCGUAAAUGGUUAGUUCUAGACAUACAUUUGGGCGUUUAGUAUCAAGUAGGAUCGUCAUUUUCUGAUUAUCAGCAUCGCUGCCCUGGUACUGCAAAGUUUAGUAAGUGAUGAAUUAACAAAAUGGCUUUAUUAAGCAGUUCAAAUGGUGGUGUUGUUCCUCACAUUUAACGAUAUUUGUCAGGAUUCUGGCUGUAUUAGUCUGAUGUUUAUUUAAACAUAACACAAUUCAUAUACUAACCCAUUUUCUUCCCGAUUUCCACGCAGCAGGACAAAUAAGUUUUGGUCUUUAUGUGAACUCCUCCAUCUUUGUUUUGUUCUUUAUGUAAAAUUUCCCAUCUUAGAUCUCGCACCUAUAUCUGUCCACUUUGUUGACAUAAGAUACGCAUGUCCUUGCGAUAUAUCACCUACUAUCUGAACUAUAUUUGAAAAUUUAAUCUCCAAGUUCAGAUAUGCGUUUGUACAAACAUGGUAUGAUUUAGGGUAGGGGUUCAGAAAGUAGCUCCUAUUCAUGGUGGCGUUAUUUUCGACUCCGUUGUGUGCAGUAAUACAAUUCUGGUUGUGUUUAUGGGCGUGUUUCGUCCUAUAAAUUGUACGUAUCUUACUAGGUUUGCCAACCAUUGUGCUUUCAGUCAAUCUGUUUCGGGCGUAAUCAAUUAAAUACAUCAAGUAUAUUGUGUAAUGUACUCCAAGGCUAUCUGUCUAGUCGAUUCUGUUUCAUCUCGCCAACCUCUGUCGCCUAUACAAAUUACUUAAAAGUCUGCCUCAUCCAUUAAAUUAUAAUGUUAGUAGGAGCGAAAAAACUGGUAGACAUUCCUAGCAAUCAAAGUUGUUGCUCUAGUGAAGAAGAAAACAUAUGGCUGGAAUAAUUUGAGAAAUAAUAUUCCCUGUCAAGAUCUCCAGUUCACACAGCUUUUCGCGAUAGAUGAUUGGUAACUACAAUGUCAUAAACUCGAAGGUGAUAACGUUAAGUUUAAUACAGCUUCAGAUAUGUUUUAAUGUUUGCAAGUUUGCAAGUUUGCAAUAUGAGUUGUAAGUUGUAAACACAUGUUUUAAUAGGAUACACUUAAGAAAUAACCAAAUGGCAGAUUUAUGCAUGUAUCGCAGCGGAAACACGUAAGAAAUAACCAAAUGGCAGAUGUAUUGCAUGUAUCUGCAAUACAAUGUGUUUUUAACAUUCAACCAUUCUUAAAAAAAAAUUAUUUACUGAAUCACCAAUGAAAACGUUUGGGUUUUAUCGUACAUGUUGUUCAUAUUCUGUUAAUCAUGAUCUUUCGUUUUCACACUUCAUACUUUCUUUAUUAAGCAACAUGAAAAAACCCCGGAAAUAUAUAAACAUGUAUGUAUGUAUGUACGUACGUACGUAUGUACGUACGUAUGUACGUAUGUAUGUAUGUAUGUAUGUAUGUAUGUAUAUGCAUUUGUACAGUGUUCGAUACAAGUGCAUAAAAAAACAAAAAGUUCUCAACGACCACCUAUGACACUCAGUCUUUUGGCCUGUAUAUGCGGGUGGUCGUUAUAUAUAGAUAGAAUAAUUAUCUUGGUAUGCAUAGCUAUUCUGAAAUGACUGUUCUAGACAUGUUAUUGCUAUAAAAGUUCUUUUUGACAGACUCAAUUGUAUAUUGAAUAAUUCUGUAAAGUACCUUUGGGACCGUUCACAAAUAUCUGCAUUUUCAGUGGCGUACGCUUCAGUGUGCGAGGUUGGGGGGAUAGGUGGGGGUAUGUUAAUGCAAGAGUAAGCUUUUAAAGUUAAUACAAAUUUGAUUAAAUACAGCUUGCAAAAUAGAAAUGUUAACAUUUGUAGGAGAGGGUAAGGGACUAGCAGAGGAGAAUAGUUUUUGUAAGACGUGAAGAUGUGAAUAAUUGUUGUUGCCCUUUGAAGUUAUACAUAAUAUAAUCCAUAUUCAUGUUACUACCAAGUACAGUGUUAUUAAUAUGUUUAUAUGUAAAUAUUGUUUAUAUGUAAUUAUAUGUAAUUAUUCCUGUACAUACUCAACCAGAAUGAAGUUGAUUUAUACUAUUCACUGUUAUUCCUUCCUCAAUUCUUACCAAUUUCAUGUGCAGUUGUUGAAAGUAUUGCUUUAAAAUAACAUUGUGAAAAAUAGAGAUUCACCGAAAAUCUAGAUUUUUCAUCCACUGCUCUAAUGUUCGAUUUUACAUGUAUGCAUCUGUGAAUCAUAACCCAUUUUGGAAUGACAUUAAAUAUUUCAAUCUUUCAUUCAUUCAUUCAUUCAUUCAUCGAUAAUUACAUGUAUAUCCAUCCAUUCAUCCAUUCGUUCAUUUAUUCCCCAUGGUUCGUAGAAACAAUAUUCCAUUACUUCGUAUUGCAGCUUUUCCCUCCGAUGAAUCCCAAAGAACGUAUUUCCGUUAGCCUUGAUAUAUCGUAAUUUAGUCUUAAUGCACAAGCCAUUGACCUUGUUUUGACGAAUGUCAUUAUGCAAGAAUGUUUGACGUGUUUCCGAAAACAUUACUUUAAGCCAGACAGACAACAGUAAGUUCCGUGUUUACUGUCUUCACUCGCGACUGAAACUUCGAGUCUAGACUGACGCUACACAAAUUGAAGGAUUAGAUCUGGUGUUAUUACAGUUCGUUCAUGUACUGCUCUUUGAGACUCUAAAAUUGCACUACCUCAACCCAUUGAUUUUCUUUGGUCAGAUAGGUUGUGGCUUUGCAAUUAUGCAAAUUUCCAGAACUUGCCUGCUUCCUACCAACUCCGCAUCACACGUUUAUUAGAUUUUGUUAAACUUCCACAAAACCAUGACAAAAGGUUUGUUUUAUGCUGUUUAAAAUCAGUUGGUUUCAAAAACCAAAUUACUAUUGUUAAUUACAUUAGUAAAACAAAUGGGAUUGAUUUUAAGAACUUGGUUUACUUGCCUAGUGUAUUGAAUGAUGUUCUAAAUACUGGUCUGUGCUAACACCCUUAUGGAAGAUCGCUUGCUAUUUCUUAGUUCAUGCAUUUUAUUUUACAACAUCUGAGAUGCAUGGUUCUAUAGACAUUAAUGGCAUCCUUGCCCUCAUAAAAAUCAGCGAUCAAGCAAAACUCUCCUUUUGUUCUAUUUUCGCAAACAUCAAGUGUGUGUAAAAAGAGUAAUAGUGGUUUCAUAAUGUGCCCCAACGGGCAUUAGUUAAUAUUGUUUCCCAUUUUAGCUCAGUUAAUAACAUGCUGGAUUUGGUUCGAAUCCCCUCAGUGGAAGCUGGGAUAAUUAUUAAAGAAAGAUUAUUUGCAGAAUAAUGAACCACAGUUGUAUUUGUCUGCAUUAUAUCAUUUCUCUCUUUUUUUCGUUGUUUACCUACAAAUAUCCAAGUACACAGUUUUAAGCGAUUGUUCGUAAAGUUCCUAAUUCAAUUGUUUAAAAUGUGUUGUUGUUUUUUUGUUCAAGGUUGUAAUUAUGAUCGAGAAAAGAAGACGUUAUUCAUUGUUAUUAAUGUGCUCAUCAUCUACUGUCUGUGUUGGGUUUCAGUUAGUUUCGUCUUUCUAUUUUUCUGCAUCAGUCCGUCCGUUGUCCAUUCUGUAAACGUUAAGACAAUGUCAUGGUGUGUGUAUCCACAUGUGUAUUAACAUUCUUGGGUUACUAAUUAAAUGAAUUACAGAACAAAAAGUGGUGUUCAUUACGUCUGUGAUUCCUUGUCUCGUAUUCUGAUUAAUUUCUUUGGUACCUUGUAUACGAAUAAAUACUUCGAGGCGGUCACAGAACAAAGAUGCGAAAAUAAAAUAUUGCUAUGGAUAUUUUGAGAGAGAAAAAAAUUCAAUAUUUUAUUUAUAUUUAUUAUUAAUAUGAUGAUGAUGAUGGUAUUAUUAUUAUUAUUAUUACUAUUAUUAUUAGUAGUAGUAGUAUUUUGCUUUUGGUGAUUAAAAGAACUCAGCGGUCAGUUAGGCUGUUUUGAUCUAAGUGUACGUGUAUCCGUGUGUUGUUUCAUAAAUCAUGCAUCGUUCUUCCAUUCCAUUUAAAUCCAAUGCAAUUAAGUCAUUUGUCUGUGACGUUAUUCUUAUUGCGCUCUUUCUUGUUCCUGCAGUACUGGGGGUAAAACAUUGUUUUAUAAGUUCAAACUCUGUUGAGGUGUUGAUUAUUAGCUUUUGGUUUUUUUCUUGGUGACUUUGUGAUGGGAGUUAUUGUUGCAAAUAGUUUGCUUAUUUUCGUCAUUCCCUAGUAUAAAAAUACAGUGGUCGAUUAAAAAAACAAAAAAACAAUAUCGAUCUCAAGAUUUUGAGAUAAAUACUUAAUGUGAUGAUUUUCAACCAGACAUGCGUUGGCAAAACUCUUUAAUGUGAUGAUUUUCAACCAACCAUGCGUUGGCAUGGCGCCUUAUUAAAUACAUGUCUUGUUAUUGUGUGAUAGUUAAAUGAUGUACAAAUAAAAGAUGAAUAGAACAAGGGCUCCCAAAGAAUAACGACCUACAGUAUUUGGGAUUUUGAAAAACUAGUCUCUCUUUGACCACCAACACACACACACACACACACACACACACACACACACACAUCCCCCAUCCCCACUAUCAAAACGAAAAUGCAAGUCCACUUGUGUAAUUGAGAGGGCGUCUGUCUGUACGUCUAGGGGGGUUGGGGUGUGUGGGGUGAUAAAGUAAAUGCGAUUUGAAGGGUAGCAUUUAAAUUGGUUACGAAUUGGGAACGACAUGUGCCGAUUACGAAGUAUCAACUGAAGUUGACAUUAUUAACGAGUGAACUCUUCACUGAAAUAAAUAUUGUACAAUAUGGACAUUUUCAAGUCCGGGGAAAGAUGGGACCCCCCCCCUCCAAAGAUCAUAUCUGGUGUGGGUUAAACAGACCUAAAACAUAGAUGACCAGAGUCGGUUUAUCUUAGUAGCACAGCUACGAGCCCCGCAGUGAUAUGUACAUUUAUUUUCCCCUUCUCCCCGAGGAGGCUGCAAAAUAUAUAUCCUGGGAAGGCGGCCCCGCUGUUAAUUGUGCUACCGGCCCCGCGGAUCAAUAAACCGGCUCUAUAGAUGACCCUGAUUGCAGUUUCCACAAUCCAUUUCAAAGUUUUAAAGUAGGAUCUACUCUACGUUUGCGCGCAUCACACGGUAACUGCGUGUAACUAGAGCAAUUAACACGGAAUCUCAUUAUCAUGUCUUACACAGGUGGUUUGAGGUUCGAGGUAAUAUGGCUUUGUUUAAAUGAACUGUAUAAAUCCAAGUGCAAUGUUAAUACCAUCCCUUGUUAACAGUGCAUGUUUACUUUGUUAAUUUGUUGUUUUUUUCUUCUUUAAAAAAAAUAUAUUCCCUGUUGCUUUUUACAAACCAAAUCAUCUGAGAAACAAAUAAAACGUUGUAAAUA